Molecule: messenger RNA, 792 nt
Organism: Debaryomyces fabryi
Lineage: Eukaryota; Fungi; Ascomycota; Pichiomycetes; Serinales; Debaryomycetaceae
Exons: 1
Coding region: 1-792 (263 amino acids)
Source: RefSeq, a predicted model, not a curated record
AUGGACAGUAAUUUGCAUUCAAAUGAUGAUAAUUCAUUCAUUGUACCGGAGGAUUUAGUACUGGAUGAAAGAGUUGAUAAUUGGUACACGAAAGAGGGUGUGUACGGUGCAAAUGCAUACUACUGCAAAUCAAAGAAAGGAGGAGUCCCAACGCAAAUAAGGAUAGCCAAACGAUUUUUUGAACAGGUUAAAGACGGGUAUCACGAACAGGAAUUUGGACCUCCGCCUAAGGUAAGGAAAAUCGAAAGAGAUAUCGAGAUGACAGAGCAAAGGAUUACACGAUUAUCAAAUUAUCUUGCACUAGAUGAUCAAGACAUGCCUGUACAAGCCAUACCACCAGAUUUAGGAGAUGAGAGAUUAAAUCGCUUGGUAUCGUUUUUGAGUUAUCAUUUUCUAGAGAUUGAUAGAAAAUUUGAUGCUAUGAAAGAAGAUUCUAAUAGCAGAUUUGAUGGGUUAGAGCGUAAGAUAAACAGUGUAACAGGACGAUUUGAAAACAGAUUCAAAGAAAAAGGAGGCGAGGAAGAUACACCUCAAGCUUAUGAUCCAAUUCUUAAUAGGUUGAAUCAGUAUCCUCAUGAGAAUGGAUUGAACAGGAUAACGUCACUUCAUCAAAUUAAUCGGUUCACAGGUCAGCAAAUCAUAAGAUAUUUGGAGUUCUACGGUUUGAAUACGGAGGGGACACUUCAAGAGAAGAAGUUAAGACUAAUAGAAUUUCUUGGAAUUAAUGUUGAAACAAUAGUUAGUACGAUUAAGAUUACGAAUACGAGCAAAGUAGCAGGCACAAAGGCUUAA